AUGAAAGACUGCCUCGUAAAAGCCAAGCUACGGCUCUUCCAAGCCGAGAAUGAACACGGAAGCCCUACUGACAGCAUGGGAGCUUUUGUUGGCGAGUCUCUGGGCCAACAUUACCAGGCAGCCCAAACUUCUAACCAGACAACAGCUUCUACCAGUGACACUGAUGACGCCGUGAGAAACAAAGAGGCAACAGAAACACCUAUCCUUGUCAAUGUUCGUCGUCAUGCAACGAUAAGGACAAAUCAUUCGUGGAGGAUUGUUAUUGCGCAGGAGCACGAUUUGAGACAGUGUUCUGCAUGCGUAUUCGAUGAGACGCAUGAAUUGUUCGCAACUAUGCGUUUGAUGUAG
Molecule: messenger RNA, 348 nt
Organism: Aureobasidium melanogenum CBS 110374
Lineage: Eukaryota; Fungi; Ascomycota; Dothideomycetes; Dothideales; Saccotheciaceae
Exons: 2
Coding region: 1-348 (115 amino acids)
Source: RefSeq, a predicted model, not a curated record